AUGCCCGACUCCGACGAAGCCGAAGAGAUCGCACAACGACGAGAGGGCAUGAGGACCUUGAAUCAAACAGGUCUAGACCAGCUGGGGCCCUGCCCACCGCAUCUCGUCGAAACCACUAUUGAGAUCCCACUGCCAGACGGGACCAGCAGCCGCACCAUCGUCACCCGGCCAGCCAAGCCUGCGCCCGACAACAAAGGCUACCCCCUGAUAGUUCUGCUCUACGGCGGCGGGUGGUGCGGGGGCGAGCCCGAGAUGAUGAUAGCUCCGGCACGCGGCUUCGCCGCCCUCCUCGGCGCAGUCGUCGCCAGCCCGACCUACAAGGUCGCCCCGGAGGACCCGUUCCCGGCGCCGAUGCAGAGCGCGUGGGAGGCUGUUGCAUGGCUCUCACAACCUGGCAACCUCAAUGAUGGAGUGCUGAAGGACGGUGGCGUAUCUGUUGACCUGGAUCUAGGAUUCGUCAUUGGGGGAGCUAGCGCAGGCGCAAACAUCGCGGCCGUCAUCGCAGGCAUCGCAGCCGCUGCCGCGGCGGACAAGGACAGUGAGCUCGUCCGCGGCCUCAGCCCUCUCGCUCGGCCGCUGACGGGCGUGUUCGCGUCAGUCCCAGCCGUGGUGGCUGAGGCCAUGACACUACCGGCCGAGUAUGCGCCACAGUGGACGUCGCGUGUGGACAACGCGGAUGGGAACAUGCCGACGGAGGCGAUGCACCAGUGCGAGAGGAGGCUGGCGCCCGACUUUAAUUCACCUUGGUUCUCGCCCCUGAACUUGGACCUGCAUAGUAUCAAGGGCCAUCACGCCCCGCGGGUGUACACGCAGGCCGGCGAGCUGGACUGUCUUCGGGACGACGCGGUUCUUUAUGGCAGAAUCCUGAAGGAUAAGGGGGUGGCAGAGAGUCGCAUCGAUGUUCUUAAGGAUCUCGGGCACGUUGGCUGGGUCACAUUUCCGAUACCAGACGCACACACUGAUAGUAUCAAGACGAUAUGGCUUGACGGCAUGGCUUGGCUUCUGGGCAGGGACUGGGAUAAGAGUCAGAAACUCCCAUACUAG
Messenger RNA from Diaporthe amygdali, 1044 nucleotides. RefSeq lists its product as uncharacterized. The record is from RefSeq and is a predicted model, not a curated record. Gene Ontology annotation, molecular function: hydrolase activity. The transcript has a single exon. Lineage: Eukaryota; Fungi; Ascomycota; Sordariomycetes; Diaporthales; Diaporthaceae. The coding region runs from base 1 to 1044 and encodes 347 amino acids.